AUGCAUGCUCCAUGUGAGAAACAUUUGGGUACUGUGAAGAGGGUUCUGCAAUACUUAAAUAAGACUUUAGAUUAUGGGUUGUUUAUAUCAGAAGAAGCUUAUUCGCAGCGGCUUGUGGCAUUUGUAGACGCCGACUGGGGAGGAAGCAUGGAUGACAGGAGAUUCAUCUCAGGUAACUGUGUUUACCUAGGUGACAACUUAGUGAUGUGGAGUUCUAAAAAGAAGAAAAUUGUCUUGAAGUCUACAACAGAAGCCGAGUAUCGAUGCUUAGCCGAUGUAGCCUCUGAUGUUACAUGGUUGAGUGCACUGUUAGAUGACAUGGGGAUUGAGCUUCUAGAAGCAUCAGCCAUCUGGAGCGACAAACCGGUAGCAGAUGGGUUGACCAAAGACUAUUUUCGAAUGUUCAGACAAAGACUGGGGGCGGUCUCUUUAGAAGAAGUUGAGAGUGAAAGAAGUGAGGAGCAUGUUGAAUAUAGCCAAGAAAGCUAG
Hibiscus syriacus is the source of this 489-nucleotide messenger RNA. RefSeq names its product secreted RxLR effector protein 161-like. The record is from RefSeq and is a predicted model, not a curated record. NCBI's taxonomy places the organism in Eukaryota, Viridiplantae, Streptophyta, Magnoliopsida, Malvales, Malvaceae. The transcript has 2 exons. The coding region runs from base 1 to 489 and encodes 162 amino acids.